Paramisgurnus dabryanus is the source of this 3163-nucleotide messenger RNA. RefSeq names its product serine active site containing 1 (gene serac1). The record is from RefSeq and is a predicted model, not a curated record. NCBI's taxonomy places the organism in Eukaryota, Metazoa, Chordata, Actinopteri, Cypriniformes, Cobitidae.
ACUCUGGCGUUUACGGUAAUGUAGCUUCACCCUUUCAAUUACAAAACCAGUUCCUGUUUAGGUAUGGUGUCAAAAGUGGACGCGUGCAUGCUGAAAUCUGUUUUAUUUAAGAAGCUUGUGUUUUUAGAGGUAAAUGCACGUUUACAAAUACGCUUUUAUUUGCAGUAGUCAUAUAUGAAUUUCGUAGAAAUGCUAAUCAGCUAACUCUGUAUUUUAAAAGCGACUUCUUAAUAUUAACCCCUUCAUAUGACCAAUUGUCGUCUAUUUAAGAACGUUAUAUAUUAAUAUAGGUAGCCAAAUAUGGAUCAGAUCUGCUCUCUGUAGCAUUUGUCAAAACAGGAGAUCGGGUGACAGUGACCCCGCGCUGUCAUCUUUAAUCUUUUGUUUAGGUUAAGAUAGAGGUGAGAAAUAUACUAAACAGAUGUGAUACAUGUUUCACCGGUUGUCUGGUGGUAUUAUUUGAUGUAUGCCAUCGUUGGAUAUUUGCGAGUGAAGCCGCAAAUGUCGGCGUCUGCCCUGCGAUUGAUCCGCUGCCACCGGAGACUCAGCACCGGCGGAACCUCUGCCAACAACAGAUCUCUGCCAUGGAAAGACCUCAGGAAAAUUGCGAAAGUCACCGGUGCAGUAGUAUUUGGUGGCUGUGUAUUUAUCACAUACGAAGUGGUUUCGCUGAAACAGGCCAUCACUGUUGACACUAGUGCCAUUCUGCAGGAGAAAUACAAAUCCUACAUCUACCUGACUCAUGCCACAAACAGAGAACAAGAGAGUCUUGCUUCUGGCCUCACUAACAGAACUAGGAAGGAGCUUCAUAAAGCAGCUAGAAAGUUUCUUGAAAUUUCAUCCAAAGUUCUGCUCCGCCCACUGGACGAACAUCUCAGUCAUCUGGAUGCAGAUCCUCAUGAAUAUGCACUUUGGGUCCUGUUAAAGAAAACCUGCUCUGCUGACCAGGCCGUGAGACAGCAGGCGAUGCAGGACCUGGCCCAAAGUCACCACUGGCAGGAUUAUCAAUAUCAGACAGCAGCACAAGUGAUAGAUCAACGCACGACUGUGGGUCUCGCCCGUAUCCCCAACGUGGACCUGCGCUACUUCCUCCCUCCUCCUGUCCUGCCAAAUAAAGAUGAUGAUAUAUCAAUAGAAGACAGCCUUAGACAGUUACUUGCUUCUCUGCCCCAGUCGGAGGUGGAUAAGUGUGUGCAGUAUUUCACAUCCAUGGCACUUAGAGAGAGCAGUCAGUCUCUAGCCUCUCAAAGGGGCGGGCUUUGGUGUUUUGGAGGAAACGGGUUGCCCUAUGCACAAAGCUUGACUUCCACCCCUUCAGAGAAGGUGGAGACUUUCUGCCUACAGGCGCUGGUGCAGCACUCGAAGGUCCCGAGUCACUGUGACCACAUCGUUGCUAAUGGAGGUUUGCAGCUUCUGCAAAGAGUGUACCAGCUUCGCCGAGACUCUCCGAAGAUUCAGCGUAACAUUGUGCGAAUAAUUGGAAAUCUUGCCCUGAACGAUAGCCUUCAUACGGCUAUAGUGCAGUCAGGUUGGGUGUCUGCCCUGGCCGAGAUGAUCCAGUCACCACAUAUCAUGCAGGCAUCUCAUGCUGCCCGUGCUUUAGCCAAUCUGGACAGAGAUGCAGUAAAAGAGAAGUACCAGGAUGGUGUUUAUAUCUUACACCCACAGUGCCGUACAAAGCAACCAGUCAAAGCUGACAUACUUUUUGUGCAUGGCCUGCUGGGAGCUGCGUUUAAGACAUGGCGUCAAAAAGACUCUGAUACUACAAGUGUUGAAAAAGUGGCAGGAAUCCAAGAGGACUACACUGAAUGCUGGCCCAAGUCAUGGUUGGCUGCCGACUGUCCAAACCUCAGAAUCUUAUCGGUAGAGUAUGACACGCAUUUAAGCGACUGGAAUGCUAAGUGUCCUGUUGAAAACCAAAGGAAGUCAUUGGCCUACAGGAGUCAGGAACUGCUGAGAAAAUUGAAGGAUGCUGGUGUUGGUGACAGGCCUGUGGUUUGGGUAGCCCACAGUAUGGGAGGUUUACUUGUAAAAAAGAUGCUUUUAGAUGCCUCCAAAGAUCCUGAUCUCAGUGCUCUGAUCAAGAACACAAAGGGAAUUAUGUUCUACAGCGUUCCUCAUCACGGCACAUUCAUGGCAGAGUAUUCUGUCAAUGUGCGAUACCUUUUGUUUCCCUCCAUAGAAGUUAGAGAACUUUGUAAAGACUCUCCAGCAUUGCGAGAUCUGCAUGAAAAUUUCCUUAACAUUGCAAAAGAACGAAAGUACAAAAUCCUUAGCUUUGCUGAAUCGCUGCCAACUAACGUUGGGCCAAUGCUCAAAAUAUUGGUUGUUCCAUCUAAGUCAGCAGAGCUAGGAAUUGGGGACCUCAUCCAGGUGAACGUAGAUCAUCUCAGUAUUUGCAAACCAGAAAAUAAGGACUCUUUGAUCUAUAAACAAAGUUUACAGUUUAUCCAGGAUGCUCUUGGAGGACACAGAAUGAAGUAAAUCCUGAAAACAGUGUCUAAACUGAUCUCUUCCCUCUUCAGCAUCACAUUUUAAAGAUAGUGUUACUUAUGACAAAACUGGAUAUGGUUUAAAGACAGAUUUUACUUAAUAUUUUGUAAGAAUCAUGAUGCUUUGACCAUAGAAACAGCACAGAUUUUUCCAGUUAUUUUUCUUCUUAAUUCUUUGCAAAUAUUUAUGUGAAAAAACCCUUAUUUUACCUUUAAAUGUAUUCAUGUGUUUUGCUAACCUCAAUUUUGCCUUGGAAUCUAAUGCAAGACAUUGUACUAUAUAUUUCAGUUUAUGUGCAAGGAGCAUUUAUUUAUACAAAAUGCAUGAGCAUCAAGAUAACUCUUUAUAUCAAUGCACAGUAUAAAAGCAAGAAUGUUAGUUUUAUUUAAAUUGUUAAUUCUUAAUUUUAUUUAGUCACAGAGUGAGUAUUGAAGCUUUACAUUCUUAACUCACCAACAUUCUGAGUGCCUCUACCUCAAAUGCACAGGAUGGUACUAAUACUGGCUGUAAUUUUGAAUAUUUUUGUACUAAUUUUGAAUUAAUUGUAUUACUUAUGACCAUAUUUUUGAUGGUGUUCCUCUCACACAAUUGUUGCCAAAUCUUCAUCACAUCGCUGAUAUAAAUACAGCUACGUCCUAACAUUUCAUUCUGACAUAAUUUUACUAUAUCA